GAAUUUAACCCGUUUUCUCGUUUUCUAUAAAUAAACAUCAUGGCUCGCAGUUGAUGAUCACGCGCUUUACUGUUCUUUCUUCUUACUUUCCGCAAGAUUGUUCUGUUCUUUAAACGAUUCCAAGAUGAGUGAAGAGGUCAAAGAGAAUCAGUCUGGGAAGCUUCAGAAGCCAACUCCACGUUUAAACGAGAGGAUCCUCUCAUCUUUAUCUAAGAGAUCGGUUGCUGCUCAUCCAUGGCAUGAUCUUGAAAUCGGACCUGGAGCUCCAGUGAUUUUCAAUGUGGUUGUUGAGAUCUCAAAAGGUAGCAAGGUCAAAUAUGAACUUGACAAAAAGACAGGACUAAUCAAGGUUGAUCGGAUCCUUUAUUCAUCGGUUGUGUAUCCUCAUAACUACGGUUUUAUUCCCCGCACAUUAUGCGAAGACAAUGAUCCGUUGGAUGUGCUAGUCAUCAUGCAGGAGCCUGUACUUCCAGGUUGUUUUCUGCGCGCCCGAGCUAUUGGAUUAAUGCCCAUGAUUGAUCAGGGCGAAAAAGAUGACAAGAUCAUUGCGGUAUGUGUUGAUGAUCCUGAGUAUAAGCAUUACACUGACAUCAAAGAACUUCCUCCUCAUCGUCUUACUGAAAUCCGGCGAUUCUUUGAAGAUUACAAGAAGAAUGAAAACAAGGAAGUUGCUGUAAAUGAUUUUCUACCGAAUGGUCCUGCUGUUGAAGCUAUACAGUACUCAAUGGACCUUUACGCUGAGUACAUUCUUCACACCCUGAGAAGAUAAGAAAAGGACUAUUCCUGCCAACAAAAAAGCAAGAAUUUGUCUGAUAUUUGAAAUUUGAAUAAAGCAGUGUUCAUGAAACUGUUCUGAUAUUUUGUCUUUAAAGCUUCUUUGUUGUUGUUUUCUUCUGGGGAUCUUUUGUCUGAAGAUUAAUCCCAAUUGAGUUUUUUUUUUCUCUUAUUUGUAUUGGAUCUUUUUUAUCCCUUUAAAGUUUCGAUUUCGUUCCAACAAAA
This is a messenger RNA of Brassica rapa (field mustard), 999 nucleotides long. Its product is annotated as soluble inorganic pyrophosphatase 1. Lineage: Eukaryota; Viridiplantae; Streptophyta; Magnoliopsida; Brassicales; Brassicaceae. Gene Ontology annotation, cellular component: cytoplasm. Gene Ontology annotation, molecular function: magnesium ion binding; inorganic diphosphate phosphatase activity. Gene Ontology annotation, biological process: phosphate-containing compound metabolic process. The record is from RefSeq and is a predicted model, not a curated record.